Messenger RNA from Diplodia corticola, 2565 nucleotides. Its product is annotated as anaphase-promoting complex subunit 5. The coding region runs from base 1 to 2565 and encodes 854 amino acids. Lineage: Eukaryota; Fungi; Ascomycota; Dothideomycetes; Botryosphaeriales; Botryosphaeriaceae. Gene Ontology annotation, biological process: anaphase-promoting complex-dependent catabolic process; positive regulation of mitotic metaphase/anaphase transition; protein K11-linked ubiquitination. Gene Ontology annotation, cellular component: anaphase-promoting complex. The transcript is spliced from 7 exons. The record is from RefSeq and is a predicted model, not a curated record.
AUGGCGCGGUACCUGAAUCCCCAGAAGAUCAGCCUUCUGGUCCUCGCGAAGCUGUACUGCGAGUACCCAGCUCCGUCCUCGGCCACAAUUCCCAUCCUCACCUUCCUGACCUCCCAGCUUAUCCCAGAGGAUGCGGCUGGCGUCGGGGGAGCCAAGCACGCCGACGCCUGCGUCCUUACCCUGGAGCACUUUGAAAAAAUCCUGGCCGCCCACCCACACCGCCCCCCAGGCGACGGCCCCCCCGAGGGCAGGGACGAAACGCUAUACGACGCGUUUUUAGCCCGGCUGUGGUGCAUCGACAGCCUUGACGCGCUCCAUAGCUUCUUCGACGCGCUGUCGGAACUGGUGGGCAAACCGCCACGCAACUUCAUUUCGGCCAGCGAGCGGCAUCACCCUCCGCCGCGGAUCAGCCUCUCGCGUACCUCGCCAUUGGGCACGUUCGUACGCCGCGCCCAGCUCGAGUUCGCCCGCUUGCAGUUUCAUGACGUGAGCAAGCUGUGGCUCGCUUUGGUCAACUACAAGCUGCCAACGAAGGACCGGUGGCAGGAGCGGAGGCGAGUGCUCGAUGGCGCAACACUCCAGGAAACUCGGAAACCGUGGUUUGAUGAGAACUUGGCCGGUCUGGGGCUGGAGGAGCAAGAUGGGCUGUUUAGGGUGGCCUAUGGGCAGUUGGAUGAGAUGGGCAAAGAGGAGGGGCUGGCGAGUAUGGACGAGAUUGAGAAGCUGUUGGCAUUUCAGAUAGAUCGCCUGCAGAAGUACGGCAACCGUGUGCCGGAUGAUAUGAGAGAGCGUCUGCGCAAGAUGCUGGGACCGACGGCUACGGCACCCAGUCUUGCACAUUUCGUCAAGUUCUUCGAUGCGUGGAGAGCUGGCGAUUACACUUCUUCCUUCGACAACCUGCAUCGCUACUUCGAUUACACAAUGCAGACGAGAGACAAGACAUAUUACCAAUAUGCUCUGCUCCACAUGGCUAUCCUCCAAGCAGACUUCGGCUGCUUCAGCGAGGCCAUUGCCGCCAUGAACGAGACCAUUGCCACUGCCCGUGAGAACCAGGACAUGGGCUGCCUCAACUUCAGCUUGAGCUGGUUGAACCAUCUAGCCAAGGCUUAUCCGAAGCAGAUCAGAGCAUCCGGUUAUGGCGGUAUGUUGGGAUCUGAACGCGACGGAUUAGCAUUUUUGAAGUCGAAGGCAAAGGAAACCAAAAUGUGGAGUUUGUUGAGCUCGACACUCUUGAGUGAAGCCAAGAUGCUUCUUUCCAGCGGCUCGAGCGUACCCCGUGCUUUCGAGCACAUCUAUCAAAGCGCGCACCUCAAUGUGGUGCACAACAUCAGAAGCAAUAUCGGUUCGCAGAUGUUGAUGCAAGCAUCAUUAUACGGCAGACUAGGGGCCACUGACCUCUCAGAUGCUGUUUGCGACAUUCUCUAUCUCUGCUACGGCAACGUAUGUCCUAUCGAAGACACUCUCCGUUCUACUUGCCAUAGCGCAUACAUAAGAUCACAAGCGGGAGACUACACAGGAGCAUUCGAGAUACUUGAUUCCAUUAAUCAGGCAGACCACCGCACCCUCAAAUUCCAUCAAUACAUAAGCAAUUACGCGGCCCUCCUGAAGGCAAAGCGAGCAUUAAGAAGAUCCGACUUCACGGCCGCGACGCAUCUCCUCGACGCCCUACGGGCCUUUCGCCCCACGGAUCCGGAGAUUCUGUAUCAGCUCACCGCCCUUGAGGUGGACGCGCUCACACGCCGCGGUGACUUCGCUGCCGCCUUUGUGCGUCUCGAUGAGCUUGCUGCCGACCUAAAGGCCGAGGACGCCGACAUCUAUCAGCGUGUGCACCUGCUAACGCUCAAGGCCACGCUCUUCGCCAAAGCCGGAGUGCCCGAGAAGGGCUUUAGCAUAGCAAUGCGAGCAUCGAGCGCAGCGCACCGCGCGAGGCUGUGGCCAGCGCUGUGGGAGGCGUUGGCGGCAGUACAGACCAUCCUAGUGGAGCUGGGUGAGUUCCGCGCCGCAAGACGGCUCGGGGACGCCGUCGCACCGUUGGCGCUUGAGGCAGGCGACGAGGCGCUGUGCGCGAAGCUGUACCUUGCGUUGGCAGACGCAUGCGUCGGAAUUGCGGGCGAGGAGCAGCAGCAGCUACAAUACCACCACCAGCAGCAGCAGCAGCGCGAGAUUGCUCCUUCCUCUACUGCCAUCAACGCUGCCACAUCAACCGCUGCAACAGAUGGAAAUAGUUCGACCACUUCAUUAUCCGCGGCGGACGGCGGCGGCACGGCGGCGCACCAGAGGACACUCACUGAGGCGAUGCUGUUCCUCGAGAAAGCCCGAAAUUGCUUCCAUGCCAUCGAGGAUGUACGUGGCGAAUGUGAGACCCUCGCCAAGCGUGCGCUGCUGGAGAAGCUACGCACGGCGAUGGCUGCGGAUGAUGCGGCAGGGGUCAUCCCUGGUGGUGGUGCGUUAGGACUGGGACAGAAGGACGAUUCUGCGGCUGUGGAGGAAGCCGUGGCAUACAUCGGUCGUUAUAAGGCCGUCAUGGAAGGGGAUGGAGCGGCUGUCGCGGAGACGGUGGGAUGA